UUGCUCUUCUUGGGUGUAUAGCAGGAAUCAAUAAAUACAUCUCCGACUGAAAUUUAAUGGCUACAGGUGCAUAUUCUAUAGGUGUGUGCAACGGUUUGUUAGGUGACCCUUUACCAUCACCACAGGAAGUUGUGGCCCUGUAUAAAGCCAAUGAUAUAAACAAGAUGAGACUUUAUGCGCCUCAUCAACCCACUUUUCAGGCUCUCAAAGGCUCCAAUAUUGAAGUAAUGCUUGGCGUCCCAAACGAAGACCUUCAACGCAUAGCAGGCAACGACUUAACCCCGGCAUAUGACUUCGUCUAUGGCAAUAUAGUCGACAACAGAGCUACUAUCAACUUCAAGUAUAUUGCUGUUGGUAAUGAAGUCGACCUCCAAUAUUUCCAAUAUGUCCUCCCUGCCAUGAGAAACAUUCAGAGGGCAGUUGAAGCAGCUGGGUUGCAAAACCAAGUGAAGGUGACAACUGCUACUUACUCUGCAGUCCUGGAUAAAACCUAUCCUCCUUCCAAUUCCGUCUUCAGAGCUGAGUAUCUGCAAUACAUGUGGCCUAUCAUCGGCUUCUUAGCAGAAAAAGGGUCACCACUCUGCGCUAAUAUCUAUCCUUAUUUCGCUUAUAUCGGAAACCCCAGCUCUAUUAGGCUUGAUUAUGCCUUGUUUACUGCACCAGGGACUGUGGUAACUGAUGGCCGGUUCAGAUACCAGAACCUUUUUGAUGCCAUGUUGGAUUCUUUCUAUGCUGCUGUUGAGAAGGCAGGCGGACCCUCUGUGAAGAUUGUCGUAUCUGAAAGUGGUUGGCCAAAUGCUGGUGAAUCUGCAGCAACCACGGCCAAUGCACAGACUUAUUUGAACGGCCUGAUCCGGCAUGUGAAAGGAGGUACGCCCAGAAGGCCAAAUGGUCCUAUUGAGGCUUACAUAUUUGCCAUGUUCGAUGAGAAUAAAAAGCCUCUUCCAGAGACAGAGAGACACUUUGGGCUGUUCUUCCCAAAUAAACAACCCAAGUAUCUAUUUUAAUGUAUUUUCAUAUUAAAUAAAGGUUAGAAACCUAUGAAUCACGAGUCGAAUAAGGAAAAAUUACUCUAACCAGUGGCUUCUUUGUAUGUGAAGUUUACAAUAA
Nelumbo nucifera (sacred lotus) is the source of this 1110-nucleotide messenger RNA. RefSeq names its product glucan endo-1,3-beta-glucosidase-like. NCBI's taxonomy places the organism in Eukaryota, Viridiplantae, Streptophyta, Magnoliopsida, Proteales, Nelumbonaceae. Gene Ontology annotation, molecular function: hydrolase activity, hydrolyzing O-glycosyl compounds. The record is from RefSeq and is a predicted model, not a curated record. Gene Ontology annotation, biological process: carbohydrate metabolic process.